Trypanosoma brucei brucei TREU927 is the source of this 1515-nucleotide messenger RNA. RefSeq lists its product as hypothetical. Bases 1 to 1515 code for a protein of 504 amino acids. The transcript has a single exon. NCBI's taxonomy places the organism in Eukaryota, Euglenozoa, Kinetoplastea, Trypanosomatida, Trypanosomatidae. The record is from RefSeq and is a predicted model, not a curated record.
AUGAGUCAGUGGAGAUGUUUUUCUCAGCGAACGAACUGUAACGUUAACUCACAACAUCCGAAGAACUCCUUCCGUUGCUUUCCCUCAUCCUGUUGCAGUUGUGCGACGAUGGACGUGCACCCUAUUCUAUCCGCAGUGCCUCUUUUCGGUUGGGUGCCUGCCCCACUCCCCACUCGAACACACACACCUCCUCUGUGGAAUCCUUUAGCGUGUUCACCACCGACUGCAAACACUAUAGGAAGGGAAGGAAAGUGGUUGAGGUACCACUGGAUGGAAACCCCCGAUAACGUUGUUCUUGAAAAAAAUGGGCAAACCAUGAAUCUCAACUCUGCUCCCGUUGUUAACAGUGGUAGUAGUCGGUGCUGCCGAUGGAGGGAUUAUCUUCUGACCGUGUCCACUGCGUACCGCGCGCUCAUUGCCGAACGCGACGAGGGUUGGAGGUCUGAGGCACUGGAUAUGUGGUAUCAGCGACGUCAAAGGCACUCAACCCAAGGCGGGCCUGAGGAGGACUCCAAGAAGGCGAGCAGCGGCACACAUGUGGCACCGGUUACCUCCUUUGCGAGAACCGAUGUUAGUAAACUCUGCCAGCGGUACUGUGAUCAUGCGAAGCGUGUCUUACGCACAGUGGCGCCGGAAUACUUCUGUACCGCUCCUCCAGCACUCUCUCGCCCGACGCAGCAGUCAGCGGGAGAUGCCACGGCGGCACCUACGUUCCUUGAUCUUGGAUGCGCACCCGGAGGGGUUUCGAAGUACCUUGUGACAGAACUUCGAUGGUCUGGGAUAGGCGUUUCGCUUCCUGUUGACCGUGGUGGGAUUGCCUUCGAUUCCUCAUGGAGAAAUUUUCCCACAUCAAAGGGACGCUUCGAGUUAAUUGAAGGGAGUAUACUGGAGGAGGACUGGCAACAGCACCGUGCGAUCAAGGGAAGGGAUUUUUACUUCGUCAACGGGGGUGCCGUGCAGGACUACGGUCAGCGCGAGGAAGAAACGAGUGGCGACAGCGGUGAACUACCCACGAAUGACGGGCAUCCUGUGUUGCCAUGGUUUAGUUUCCUUGUUCCGCAGCUGCAGAUCGCUGUCAAACAUGUUCGUGAUGGCGGAGUAAUCAUGUUUGUCUUUGGUCGUCCGGAGUGCGCGAGCUUUCCUAUCCUACUUGCACACCUCCGCCCAUUAGUUGCUGGUUCUAUUCACAUUAUGGAGACAAUGCACGCAGCCAAAACUCCCGUCUAUGUUCUUCUGACGGGAGUACGCGUAACCCGCACGAUGGGCACCUGUGAGGCUUGGGACCGCCUGCUGAAACUUCUCACAGAGGGUUCCAGGGAGUAUUGGUUAGGGAAUACCGACGAAUCACUGGAGCUGGCGAGGGUUGGCUUUCAGCGGCAUCGGUUGGAGUUGGAGAAGGUGUGGGAAAGGAGCUUUGAAUUCUUGCAACGGCGUCGACGCAGCGCAGAGAGGGCGAUGCAAUGGAACGAGAGUGGGAGAACGGCAAAGCGCACAAGGGAAGAGGAUGCCCGGUAA